AUGGACGAGGCGCAAGCGGCACUUCUGCUGAUCAUGGCUGCUCCACGAGGCAGCGUUGAUGCAGCGAACGCAAGGGGAGAUGACGGUUGCCAUGGCUACUUGCCCGAGAGCUUCUCUCCGCAGUCGCCUCUAAACACCCCGCCGCAUGCCCGCCCGCCGUCCAUACACACCGACACAGAGAGCGAGAGCAGAACGUCUGCAACGGCGAAACAAGGCGCACAUGCGAUGCCUCCAACACCCUUGGGGUCCUUAGCGGCCACUGAAGGCGCAGCUUUUGAGGCUGCAAUGCCAGAAAGUGGACGCAUGUCAGACGCUGCCGACGGAGGGGUCCCCCCUCUAACUUUAUCGACAGCGAUUCUUUGGCCUGAGGAGGGCGCUGUGGAUACGAGCCUCUGUCUUCUGGACUUGCAAGGUGAAGCUCUCCUGGCCGUUCAAGAAUCUCCUGCAGCCGCUGCAAAGCUCUUGUCCCUUCAAUAUUCCCCCGAAACAGCAGCUAAGCAGCAGCAGCAGCAGCAGCAGCAGCAGCAGCAGCAGCAGGAUUCGAGAUGCGAACUUUGGGGCCUCGUGCUGUGGCCGUCUGCUGCUGCUGCUGCCGAUGGCAGCAGCGGCUCUUGCGUUCUGCAGGUAGGAGGAGACUGCAUACAGGGGAAAGCUGCUCCCUUUAGAUCCGCGACUGGAUCUGGAGCUCUCGCGGUGCUAAGGAGGGUUCGUCGGCGCCUGCAGCUGGACUUGGCAGGCUGCGAAUACACCGCAUCCGAUGCUGCCGACGGGGGUGCAGAAGAGACAGCCGCGUGGGAGCUUCACGGGGCAGUCGAGACAACUGUCUCCUUCUGCGAUCCCCCCACCCUCAAUCCCUAUAGGGAAGCCUUUGCCGCACAGGCUGCUGGCUUGCCCUCGCAGCAGCAGCCGCACGGCUCGUCAGCAGCUGCGGCUGCCGCUACGGCAGCCGAUGGGGCGCAGAGUGACGCCGUGUGGCUUGUCGCCCCCUCUCCCCAGCUGCCGCACAUGCAGGGAGCCUGGCAGCUGCUUCAGCUCGACAACUUGCUGCGGGAGGAGCUGCAGCGACACGCGAAACGGCCUGGAAAGCAGCGGCUGCUGCUGCUGAAGGGUCGACCUGCUGCCUUGCCGCCUCCGGCUACAUCUGCACAGAUGUGGGUAGAAGGCGAGGCGUUGCUCUGCAGCAGCACCAGCAGUUUCCUCGUCUCUCGCAACACAGUCGACGGGGAGAUCCUUAUUGGCUGCAGAGCCUCAGACAGAGCAGGAGCUUCGGAGGGAGCUGCAGGCAUGAGCGUUGAUCAUGAGGGGUGUUUCGACAACGACACUAUCACCCCCGACAGCAGCAGCAGCAGCAAGCGCCGGAACGGCGUGACAGUUGUGGGAGUUUGCCGCUCAGUACUGCAGUUAGAGCGCGUGCGAGGACGCGUAUACCAGGUGCACCAGUUGCUGCAGCUGCCACUGCAGCACCUGCUGUCCGUACACCCGGAGGCAGUGCCAAGAGCAGCAGCUGCCGUAGCAAGCCGCACAGUCCUCCCGUCUGCAGUGCUGCUGCAGCAGGUUCAAGCCUCGCCAGCGGAGACAGCAGCAGUGCUGCUAGGCGAUCCUCGGCUGUCUUGCGUGCAGCCUUUUGCGCGAGCAGCAGCAGCAGCAGCAAGCCCACCAAGUGUAUCGCCACUUCAGAGCGACCAGCAGAAGCAGACGGAGCAGCAGCGUGUCGGGGGAUUGCUGCAGCAUCUGCCACCCUUGUGGGGAUCUCUGCCUCCGUCUUCUUCUUGCGCACUUCUUUACGAUCCGCGUGUUAGGGGGUAUUUCUCAGCAUCUGGCAGCGAACUGCGCAGCUGGAUUCUCCGCAUCAUGGACUGCCUUGCCUUGAGCAGCGGCAGCCUCGGCAGCAGCAGCGGAGGUUUCACAGUUGGUUCGGCUGUUGAUGCCCUUGCUGCCUGCUUACGCAAGCACGACUUGAGCAUUCCGGGCCUGUGGAUUGACACCGGAGCGUCUUCAGAAGUUUCGGAAGAUGCUGAUGCAAGCUCUCUCGAGAGUGGCGACAUCCCCCUCACGCCAGGCUUGUUGCUGCAGCUGCUCCGCUACUUCUGUGACUUGCAGUUUCCCCACCUCUCGAGCAGUGCCUUUCCCACGUGCUUCGGAGACUCUUGCCCGCUGCUGGUGCUGCAGAAUGCAGGAGAAAGUGCAGGAGCGUCACAUGCGGGAGAGGAUCUCGUGGAGAUGCUGAGGCGCCUCGAAGAGGUCCUCGACGAUCCGCAAGCUGCGCGACAGGCGACUGCAGCAGUCAAUCUUCUCAAGCUGCAUGCGCUGCUGGCGGAGGAGGUAGCCGAGACUUUGGGCGUGCAGGUGCCGCUGCAGUACGGCGUCUUCUUCGCCGCGUCUGCACCUGUCAGUGUCGUAGACGCGAAGGCAUUCUGCGUGGAGCUUGGAAAGCGCUGGCAGCAGCAAGUACCCCUCCGGAUCAUGCAGUGGGGAACUUCCCAUCUAGCCAGCCACGUUGCAGCGUUGCAGUCUGUAGCUCGCGCUAUUGUUGCCGCUGAGGGCGAAGAGCAGCAGCAGCAGCAGCAGCAGCAAGCGGUAGAUGCUCUUCUGCUUGCAGUUGCUAGCCACGUUCCCCUGGUGGCCCUUUGGCUUCACCUGCAGCAGCUGCAGCAGACACCGGCUGCUGCCCUCUCGGCAGAUGCUCUGCUGCACUGCUGCACCUAUGGAUAUCCAGAUAUGCGCACUGACUUCGCACAGAGUGCGCUGCUGCAGCAAGCGCGGCCUAAGUGUCUUCUGUACCCCAACCGAUCCUUGGAGGAAGAAGCUGCUGGGGAAGAGGCAGCCGCAGCCUUUGCUCGCAUUAUGGGCGCCGCCGCAGUAGCAGCCACAGUCCCCACACGCGACAGUCGGAACCCCACUGCGCUCGAGUCUCUCCUUCCGAAUGCGGAAGAAAGGAAGGCUUUUAUGCGAGGCAUGCUGCUGUCUCCCCUUCGCGGAUCCUUUGUCGCCGUGGAGGGCCAGCUUCUGCGACUGCCAACCGCAUCGCUGCCACUGACCCUCCGGGAACGUCUCGUUGCGCUGUUUUCUACAAAAACAGUUUGGCGUGAAGAGGAGCUGCAGCCGCUGCUAACAGCCUGCCGGUUCAGCUAUGUUCAGAAACAGGAUUUGGCUGUGGAAUUGGGGGGACCCCCUGCUGGCUACUGUUUCGUGUAUCAGACGGAACUGUCUCCCAAAUCGAAGGAGCAAGUUACUGCCUAUAGGGCGCGAAACGUUCCAUUGCCCUACUGGGAUCUUGACGAAGAUCCGAACUAG
Molecule: messenger RNA, 3294 nt
Organism: Cyclospora cayetanensis
Lineage: Eukaryota; Apicomplexa; Conoidasida; Eucoccidiorida; Eimeriidae
Exons: 4
Coding region: 1-3294 (1097 amino acids)
Source: RefSeq, a predicted model, not a curated record